This is a messenger RNA of Spirometra erinaceieuropaei, 121 nucleotides long. Lineage: Eukaryota; Metazoa; Platyhelminthes; Cestoda; Diphyllobothriidea; Diphyllobothriidae. The record is from the annotation of a GenBank genome assembly.
AUGCUCCACAACAAGGUGAAGCAGGCACGUGCUUUAGUUUAUCGUGGAUUUAGAACUGCGCCGCAUCUACCACACCCCUCCUCCUCCUCCUCCUCCUCCUCCUCCUCCUCCUCCUCCUCCU